Messenger RNA from Nicotiana attenuata, 393 nucleotides. Its product is annotated as histone chaperone ASF1-like. Bases 1 to 393 code for a protein of 130 amino acids. The record is from RefSeq and is a predicted model, not a curated record. NCBI's taxonomy places the organism in Eukaryota, Viridiplantae, Streptophyta, Magnoliopsida, Solanales, Solanaceae. The transcript is spliced from 3 exons.
AUGGCUCAUGAUACUAAUGAGAAAAAGAGUGAGAAUGAGGGGGAAUCUGCAGAGGAAAAGGAGAGUGAGGCAGAAGAUAAGUUAGACGAACAAGUGGAGGAUUCUGGAGAGAAAGAAAAAGAUAGUGAGGAAGAAGGAGAUGAGGAGGUCAAUAGUGAUGAGGAUGAUUUAUCCCUGUCUGCAAUAGGGAAGAAGAGCAAGAAGGCUCCUGUGAAAGCAACAAAGUCAAUUGUCCCAACAAGAAAAGAAGUGGCUCCUCCUGCUAGGACUCCUCUCGCAAGGAGGGAUGAGUCUGACUCUACUUUGCAAGAAAAGACAUCAGCACAAAAGAGAAAGGCUGUUAAAACCACCAGGGAAGCUACCACAGCUAAGAAGGCCGAUAAGGGAAAGUAA